CUGAUUGGUUGCUAUGGGCAACUCAACAACUUUUCCUCUGGACAGGUUUUGAUAAAUCUCCCCCAUAGUGCCUGGCCAUACAUUUCCUCUACAAAGAAGGGCUGGACUCUCCUCUCUGAAUAAUAGAGGGGAUUUGGCAUUGCAGAUCUCAGGCUUCACAUUGAACGUACUCUGUAAAUCUUCCGAGAACAUGAAGAAAAGCGCCAUCUUGUGUUGCGUGACCUGCCUUCUUUUAUCUGCAUGCCGGAAAAAUCAAGGUUCCAAGGUAAAGGACAGUCUGUCCUGUGUUAUGCAGUAUUCGGAAGGUAUUGUAACCUGCUCAUGGUCAGAAAGCUGGAAUUCUACACAGUUUGUGAACAUGACUUUAGAGGAAAGAACAACAGGCCCUAUGUGUGAGAAGAUGGAACCAGUGAAGAUUACACCAACUCACCUAACCCGGACAUGUCACAAGAAGGUUACUUGGACCCUUUACAGUGAAAUACAUUUAAUACUUCAACCAGACAGAGAUCUGGAGGCUCGCCUUAAUGUGUCUAACGCAGGAGAUGAAGCUAAACCAAAAGAUUUGGACUGUAAAGUUUCUGCAGAUGGGAUGAUAAAUUGUAACUGGGAGGUGAGGCAAGAAGUAGCCGACUCCGUAGACUUCACUCUGUAUUACCGAAAUGAGGAAGCUUGUCAGCCGAGAUGUUGGCAGAAGAACCCUGGGAUUCCUUCCUACCUUUUCUGUACCUGUAACUUCACAGCCGGAGAUCGUGAUAAUCCUAUUCAGCUUCGCAACAUCAGUGUUAAGCCCACGGAAUCAGAAACAUCUUUAAUAAAGUUUAAAAUUUGCAAAAACAUUAAACUGCAGCCCAGGAACCUCACCAUUGAAGAAAAAACAAAAGGAGAAACUUUUCUCGUCAAGUGGAAAAAUGAGCAAUCAGAAAAACCCGAAUUUAGAUAUCAAUAUGAACUUUGUUACUGGAAGGAGAACGACAUGAAGCCAAAAGAGGCUGCUUCUGACUGCCCAGGUCAUAGAAAAGAACUGUCACAUGCCAACCCCUCCGUCCUCCUCAAAUUGUCAGCGCAGCUUCAACCUAGUAGUAACUACUCUGUGAAGGUUCGAGUGAAGUUGGGGGAGGAAAAUCCAGACCACUGCUACAAGGGGCCCUGGAGUGAAUGGAGCAGCGUGCAAACAUUUCACACCAAGUCAGUCCAAAAUAUGCUUUUGCUGAGCAUUCUGGUUCCGACGGCUGUGGUUGUCCUUGUAAUCUGUGCAGCAUGUGGAUGCAAAGCUUUAAUAAGGUAUAAGAAAAAAUUGGAUGAUAGGAUUCCCAACCCCAGCAAGAGCUCUAUUAUUAAAAGCUUACGGAAAGCGAAGGACAGGUUAGUGAUUCGCUAUCUAACUUUACAGAAUGGAUCAAGUUUCCCUUAUGAAGAACACCUUUAUGUGGAGCCCUGUAACAAAGUAUUCAUGAGGGCACCAUCCUUAAAAGAUACCAACCUCCUUAUAAAAGAUGAGGAGAAGAUAUCCCGGCCAAAUAGCGAACUGCUUCAGGAUGACGACAGCCAGUGUCUAUUUAACAUGGUGAAAGAAGAGUACCCCAUGGCUUCUGUAACAGACGGGUACAAACCAUUUUCAGAACUAAUGGAUGAACAGAACAACAAAGAAAUGGAUGAUUCUCAAUUUACAAUCUGUGCUUUUGAUGGACCUUACUUGUUCUCCUGAGAGUAAUGAGAGUCCUGAUAAAAAAACAUUUGGACUGACAGGUCAUUUGUGAAGGACUUCAUAAUCGGAAGCAACAUUGGAUUGAACAUAAUGUAAAUAAUAGACUGAGUAACUCUCUAAGGCUUUGUAAGAGGGAUAUUACCCCAAAAAGGCCCUGUACAGAAACAUGUAUCGAAAAUUGACUGUGACUCAUGAAGACUUUACCUACAGAACUUCUCAUUCUACCUCUCAUACAGUCAUAAAGACUUUAUAUUGGCUGUUCCAUCAUCUUACCAUGGAUUGUUAGGAUUUAUUUCCCACAAUUGUCAAGCUGUUGGAUGUUCUAACUUUAUGCUACUCAGGGAAUGGCCAGCUACCUAAGUAAGAGUUAGUUAGCAACAGGACUACUGUCAACAUCAGGCAAACCUUGGCGUAUGAUAGUUACCAUUAAAGGAGAACUCCAGUAUUGAAAAACGUAUCCCCUAUCCUCAGUUAGGAGUGCGUGUUGUCUUCCAGUAAAUGGUACGCGUUCAAUUCAUUUCUAUGGUAGUGCCGAUCAGGAUAGCACCAGGGCCCAUUCAGGAAAUUGUGGGGGUCCCAGCGGUCAGACCCCCCAUGAUCAGUUACCUAUUCCCUAUCCUGUAGAUAGGGAAUAAGCACAUUUUUUAUGGAUAUCUCCUUUAAGGGCUUAUCAUAUUUCGACUAAGUAUGUGCUACACUUGUCAAGUUUAGGAUGGGGUGGGCAGGAGGCCAAUGAAGACUUCAUCACUCAAGGACCAACGUGGGGCUGGAGAUUAUGCAGUAAGAGGUGUCCCAUAUAUGAUUGGGCAUUUUGAAGUACCAACAUCUAAAUGCAACCAUACCGUUUUUUUUGUUUUUUUUAAAAUCUUUUACACCAUAAUGGCAGAAAGGAUUGCUAAAUGUUCACCGACAUUUAGUGGCAACAAGUGAUGAGCAUAUCGAUUGAGAACUAACCAGAUUCAUUCCCAAUUUUGCCCACUGGCCCCUCAUCCCCAAAUAUGGGGAGAGACCUUGAAUGGCAUCUUACUCAUUGGCCUUGGGGACAAUUUAGUGACUAGGCUAGAGUGAUGAAGGUUUUUCCUUUGUAGUAAGUAUUCACUGAUCAGGAGGCAUACAGCAUAUGCCUUCUGCUCAGUAUAUAGUUUCCAUGGUGCCCUAUUAUAGAGUGCAAAAUAAACUAUCUAGAGAGCAGGGACUCCUGUCAUUUUGACAGGAGUCCCUGUUCCUACACAGUAAACAUCAAUGUGCUAUUCUAUUCAUAGCCACUUAACUCCUUACACGUCUAUCCAUUGGCUGGGAGCUCUACACCUGGCCCAGGGAAUGUAGGGCUGAAGCAGAAUUGGUGUGAAAUCUGAUGUAUAUCUCAGGAGGUUUCUUUGUCAUUUGAAUGCAAUUCUGAUUUAGCCCCACUCAGUGCAAAAAUCUAUUUAAUAUAUGUUUCCACACCUGGUCAUGAAGUAUCAAAAAUAUAUAUUUCACCCUAUUACAACAAUCUUUGGCUAGAGUGUUUUAGUUUUUUCUCCGCGACUUCUAAGAGCCAUAACUUUCUUAUUUAUCUGCCGACAGAGCAGCACGACGGCUUACUUAUUUGCAGGACAAUGUUGUACUUCUUAAUGGCACCACAACUUUCCCCACGUGAUGAUGUGAUAGUACGUCCAAUUUUCAAAUAGAUUUUAAGAGGACUUGUCUGCAUCUUUGAAAAAAAAAAAAUUCUGGAAAAUAUUUUCCAAAAACUGUGCCAUUCCUCUGCUGUUCCGUCCUGGAAAAGUGUGACUUAAUUGACAACAGGUUAUUACAAUCGGCUUAAAGGAAAACUG
Molecule: messenger RNA, 3522 nt
Organism: Hyla sarda
Lineage: Eukaryota; Metazoa; Chordata; Amphibia; Anura; Hylidae
Product: cytokine receptor common subunit beta-like
Exons: 12
Coding region: 191-1705 (504 amino acids)
Biological process (GO): cytokine-mediated signaling pathway; immunoglobulin mediated immune response
Cellular component (GO): membrane; external side of plasma membrane
Molecular function (GO): protein binding; cytokine receptor activity
Source: RefSeq, a predicted model, not a curated record